AUGAUGAAUAGCAAUGGAUUAAUUAAUGGGCAUAAAAUGAAUACUGUGAAUAAUAGAAAUAGUAUAUAUCACCAUCAUAAUACAAAUCAAAAUGGUUUAAGCACAAAUGGUAUGAAUCAAAGUAAUUUAAGUCAGAAUAAUUUUAAUCAAAACAAUUUUAGCCAAAGUAAUAUUAGUCAAAAUAAUUUCAAUCAAAAUAAUAUAAAUCAUAAUAUGGUAGGAUAUACUAACAUGAAUCACAACAUUGUACAAAAUAAUUUAAAUCAUAAUAUGAAUAAUAUGAAUAUGAAUAAUAUGAAUAUAAAUAAUAUGAAUAUGAAUAAUAUAAAUAUAAAUAGUGUAAAAAAUAUGAAUAAUAUGAAUUUAAAUAAUGUAAAUAUUAAUAAUAAUAUUUCAAAUGAUCAUAAUAAUAUACCAAAUAAUAAUCAUUCCAAUAAUUUAUCUAGUGUUCGUAUUGGCUCAAAUGAAGAUGAUGAAAAAAAAAAAGUGUACCAGUUAGUGUUUGAUUUAUGUUUUUCGGAAAAAAGAGAAAAUGCUCUACUUGAAUUAUCAAGAAAAAGAGAAACAUAUCAAGAUAUCGCCCCUGUUUUAUGGAAUUCAUUUGGUACAAUAACAACAUUAUUACAGGAAAUUGUUUCUAUUUAUCCACAGCUAUCUCCUCCUUUAUUAACCACAUCUUCAUCAAAUAGAGUAUGCAAUUCUUUAGCUUUAUUACAAUGUGUUGCAUCUCAUCCAGAAACAAAGCAGCAUUUCUUAAAUGCCCAUAUUCCUUUAUUUUUAUAUCCAUUUUUGAAUGCAGAAUCAAAAAACAGACCAUUUGAAUAUUUGCGUCUAACAUCAUUAGGUGUUAUAGGUGCAUUAGUUAAAGUAGACAACCCAGAUGUUAUAAAUUUUUUGUUACAAACAGAGAUUAUUCCAUUAUGUUUACGAAUAAUGGAAACUGGAAGUGAGUUAUCUAAAACUGUUGCUACUUUUAUUGUUCAAAAAAUUCUUAUAGAUGAAUUAGGGUUAAAUUAUAUAUGUGCUACACCUGAGAGAUUUUAUGCUGUAUCUGCUGUUUUGUCUAAUAUGGUAAAUUCAUUAGUAGAAAAUCCCUCAUCAAGAUUACUUAAGCAUAUUGUCCGUUGUUAUUUAAGAUUAUCAGAAAAUCCUCGUGCAUUGGAAGCUUUAAAAUAUUGCCUGCCAGAACCAUUAAAACACGUUAAUAAAGCUUUUAUUCCAUGUUUAAAAGAAGAUCCCUAUACAAAAAAAUGGUUAUUACAAUUACUAUAUAAUAUUAAUAAUGAAGAAGAAAGUAUUUCUGUUCCUAAUAAUGUGAAUAACCAAAAUAUGAAUUUAAACAUAAUCAACAAUAAUUUAUCUCAAAAUAAUUACAACAAUUUAAACAUGAAUAUAAAUAUGAAUGAUAACAAUAAUAAUAGUAAUAAUAAUAAUAAUUCUUUUAAAGAGAAAAUAAAUAGCAAUAAUUCAAAUUCUAAUAACAAUAAUGUUAAUAACAAAGUUGUUAAUAAUAAUAAUAAUAAGCAUUCAUCAAAUAUUUCAAAUAAUCUUAAUUUAAAUAAUAAUUUAAUGAAUAUUCAUGAUAAUAAUAACCAAUAA
Plasmodium relictum is the source of this 1599-nucleotide messenger RNA. RefSeq names its product cell differentiation protein, putative (gene CAF40). The record is from RefSeq and is a predicted model, not a curated record. Gene Ontology annotation, cellular component: CCR4-NOT complex; CCR4-NOT core complex; P-body. Lineage: Eukaryota; Apicomplexa; Aconoidasida; Haemosporida; Plasmodiidae. The transcript has a single exon. Bases 1 to 1599 code for a protein of 532 amino acids. Gene Ontology annotation, biological process: mRNA catabolic process; negative regulation of translation.